Camarhynchus parvulus is the source of this 3084-nucleotide messenger RNA. It is a transcript of the gene SMARCE1, whose product is annotated as SWI/SNF related, matrix associated, actin dependent regulator of chromatin, subfamily e, member 1. Gene Ontology annotation, cellular component: SWI/SNF complex. The record is from RefSeq and is a predicted model, not a curated record. The coding region runs from base 519 to 1754 and encodes 411 amino acids. Gene Ontology annotation, biological process: negative regulation of DNA-templated transcription. The transcript has 11 exons. Lineage: Eukaryota; Metazoa; Chordata; Aves; Passeriformes; Thraupidae. Gene Ontology annotation, molecular function: nucleosomal DNA binding; nuclear receptor binding.
AAAGCGCGGCGGGCACGAAGCGUCUGCAGGCCCUCCCUGCGCGCCCGUUCUGCGCCGCAGAUUCGCCACCGGCAGCCAGCAUACGGGGCACCGUGACCGGGAUUCCCGGCGCGGGGCAAGGGGAAGAGCCGGGUGUUGGGCACUGCGGCUCUGGGGAGCCGCGGGAGCCCCUGUGAUACCCCGCGAGGCAGCGCCUCCGUGCCGCUAAUGGCGGGCGGGGCCACCGCUCUCGCGGCGCUCGGGUUGCAUCCCGCAGAUUCGCCACGGCCCCUGGAAUCGCCGCCGUCCCGGAGGGUGCGAGGACAGCCUUGGCCCCUCGGUGGGUUGCGGGGUAACCGAACAGACCCCCCCAUAGCGAGCAGGAGUCACCGGCGGGCCGGGGCCGGCGUGUCGAAAGUGCGGAGCGGAGCGCGCAGGCGCCGUUGCCGCCGCCCCGGCCCGUGGGAACAAAGGGAGCGCGGCCCCGCCGAGCGGAAGUACAAAUAUAAUGUCAGGUGGCUGAAAAUUUGACUAUCAAAAUGUCAAAAAGGCCAUCCUAUGCCCCACCUCCCACCCCAGCUCCUGCAACCCAAAUGCCCAGCACCCCAGGGUUUGUGGGAUACAAUCCAUACAGCCAUCUGGCCUACAACAACUACAGGCUGGGAGGGAACCCGGGCACCAACAGCCGGGUCACGGCUUCCUCUGGUAUUACCAUUCCAAAGCCCCCCAAACCCCCAGACAAGCCCCUGAUGCCCUACAUGAGGUACAGCCGGAAGGUCUGGGACCAAGUGAAGGCGUCCAAUCCUGAUUUGAAGUUAUGGGAAAUUGGCAAGAUUAUUGGAGGAAUGUGGCGAGAUCUCACUGAUGAAGAGAAGCAAGAGUAUUUGAAUGAAUAUGAAGCUGAAAAGAUCGAGUACAACGAGUCCAUGAAGGCCUACCACAACUCCCCUGCCUACCUGGCCUACAUCAACGCCAAGAGCCGCGCCGAGGCGGCGCUGGAAGAGGAGAGCCGGCAGCGGCAGUCGCGCAUGGAGAAGGGGGAGCCCUACAUGAGCAUCCAGCCCGCGGAGGAUCCCGAUGAUUACGAUGAUGGGUUCUCCAUGAAGCACACGGCCACGGCUCGGUUCCAGAGGAACCACCGGCUCAUCAGCGAGAUCCUGAGCGAGAGCGUGGUGCCCGACGUCCGCUCCGUGGUCACCACAGCCAGAAUGCAAGUCCUGAAACGCCAGGUUCAGUCCUUGAUGGUUCAUCAGCGUAAGCUCGAAGCUGAGCUGCUGCAAAUUGAGGAGCGCCACCAGGAAAAGAAGAGGAAGUUUCUGGAAAGCACAGACUCUUUCAACAACGAGCUUAAAAGGUUAUGCAGUUUGAAGGUGGAAGUGGAUAUGGAAAAAAUUGCAGCUGAAAUUGCUCAAGCUGAGGAACAGGCUCGCAAGAGACAGGAGGAAAGGGAAAAGGAAGCAGCUGAGCAAGCUGAGCGCAGUCAGAAUAGCCUGGCAGCUGAGGAGGAGCAAGCAGCCAGUAAGGGGGAGGAGAAGAAAGAAGAGGAGAGCACUCCAAUGGAGACAGAGCCUCACCCAGAAGAGAGCACAGACAACCAGCAGAACGGUGAAGAAGGAACCUCCACCCCAGAGGACAAGGAGAGUGGGCAGGAAGGGGUGGACAGCACAGCUGAGGAGGGAACCAGCGACAGCAACACCGGCUCAGAGAGCAACAGCGCCACCGUGGAGGAGCCGCCCGCAGACCCCAUCGCCGAGGAGGGCGAGAAGAAAGAAUAAUCAGUGACUCAGUUCCUGUGUCUCUGUAAUGAAGUACUGUUUGAUUUCAGAGCGUGCUCUGCGGCUGUUGUACCUUCCCUGCCUCUGUCACUUGUCUCCAAAGGAUGCCAGGGCUUAGUGACAUGCCAGGUUAUCAGUGUAGCAAUGUGAAGGGGCCUGGAGAGGUACAGGGUGUCCUGCAGCAGGCAGAAAAGGAACCUCAUGUGUCUAAACACAGCUGUUACAGUGUGGAGAGGUGCUUAUAUCACUUGUAUUUCUUCCCUAGAAAGACUAGAAACCACUGGUUUUGGUUUCUAGAUGAGAAAUCAGGCCUUUUGCCUUUCUUCUGGUGCCAUGGACACUCUGGCACUUUUCCCCAAAGGCCCUUCCUGCCCCUUUGUGGCACAGGUGUCUCACCUGUGCUGCAGUCCUGGCCUGACUGUGUGAGGGACCUGCUCCUGGCAGUAGCACUGGCUUUCUGGAGAGGCUAGAAUGUGGCUGAAGCAUUCAGACCUCUUCUUACUAUGGAGCAAAGACUUUAUGUCUCCCCAGGGUGUCCCCUGGAACCUCUCCUUCCCUAACAACUCCAAAAGUCCCCUGUGUCCCACAGCUGUGCUGCCUGUCAACAAGGGCAAUUUCUGCUGCAGCCUCCCCAGUCCAUGCUUUUAAAGAAAGCUCUCAAUCCUCAGGAGCAGCUCCAGAGUGAGUCUGAAAGUCUGGGGUUUUGGGGGUUUUUGGUGUAACUUGUUUUUCUAGAGUAGCUGCUCUGCUGUGGUGGAAACUUGCUCAUGGUCUGUGUGUGGCACGUCAGGAGAUCCAGUUCCAAAGGGUUCAGUGUAGUCUUGCAGGAAAUGACACAUCGUGAGGGAUUUUUUUUUCUGUGGUGCAGGAUUCUUUUCAACAAGCCUUUGCUUUUCUUUCCCAAUUAACUCCUUUAUUUGCUACCAAGAGACCCUGGUGUGGCCUCAGCCAGAGACCUGGCACAGAACAGAGCAGGAGAGCGUUUAGACACGCACAUGUUCUCUGAGCAGACAGUCACUGAUAUGGCACAAAUGGUAAAAAAUAGUAGUUUUGCUUGUCAUGAGCUUUCAGAACCUCUGGAGACUCUACAAAUGUACUGAAAAGGCCAUUAUUUGCCCUAUAUAAGCAAAACCCCAAAAAUAAAUACACUGAAUUGUGGCAACAGCCAUGGGCCACUUCUUGACUUAACAACUGAGGGAACACAUAAUGUUUCAAUGAACUGAUGUGUAUUUGCAGAGCAGUGGGUCUAUCAGAUGGUGUUUUUUAAAUCCUUUUUUUUUAAUGGUUUCAAAAUAAUAAAAUCCAACAUGUUUGGUUUUUUUUAAACUCA